UUUACUUCUUUUGAGCCCCAGGAUAUAUGGCAUUCCAAGAUCAAAUAAAAAUCAUAUUUUUAUUGCUUAUCACUAGCUCUCUCCAUUUGCAUAGAAAAUUGAUGCUUGACAAGAUAUCCUUUAAUUUCUUAUCUUGGUAAAUGUGUUACUUUUGUAUGUUUUGUACUGCUUAGGACAUAAUGACGUCUUCCCAGACAACUACCUACCCUGGAAUGCAUGUCACCAUUCCCAAUCCUUACCCACCAACAAGUUCCAUGGCUCUUCAUCCUCAACAACCUCUGGGGUUUUUAAAUAUAGGAAACCAAGUACAGACUGGGCAACUUUCCUUCAUUACAUCUCCAGGAAUCUUCACUACCAGUCAGCUGGGUCUAGAAAAUGUGCCAACGGUACAUCCAGCUCCAGGAAUAACGACAACUAACACCAACUUUAAAGAUGCAGCAAUAGCUCUUGGGGCAGUCCAUAUCGUAAUUGGAUUGAUGCACAUUGGCUUUGGAGCUAUUCUUGGGUUGAUGAGCACCUAUGUGUCUUGGACAUUUUCCUCUACUGCUUUUGUUGGUGGAUAUCCAUUCUGGGGUGGAGUCUCUUUCAUUGUGUCUGGCUCACUCUCCAUAUCAGCAUUCAAGAAAUUCUCUCCCUGUCUGGUGAAAAGCACCCUGGUAAUGAACAUCAUUAGCGCUAUCUGUGCCUUUGUUGGAGUGGUUCUGUUCCUGUGGGAUCUGAACAUCAAUGGCUACAAUAAUCAAAACUAUGUGAUGGUGCUUUCUGGGAAAGGAAUUACAGGUGUGCUGGCAAUGUUUUCCUUUUUGGAGUUCAGCAUAGCAAGUGUCAUGGCCUACUUUGCUAACCAAGCCAUGCUCCAUGGCAACAGGUCUGUCCUGGCUAUUCCAACUGUGUGUGCGGCCAACCCCUUGAUGCAAGAGUCUUUCCCAGAUCCUCCAAGCUAUGACAGCAUAUGCUCCUAG
This is a messenger RNA of Peromyscus leucopus (white-footed mouse), 962 nucleotides long. RefSeq names its product membrane-spanning 4-domains subfamily A member 12. The transcript is spliced from 6 exons. Lineage: Eukaryota; Metazoa; Chordata; Mammalia; Rodentia; Cricetidae. Bases 180 to 962 code for a protein of 260 amino acids. Gene Ontology annotation, biological process: cell surface receptor signaling pathway. The record is from RefSeq and is a predicted model, not a curated record. Gene Ontology annotation, cellular component: plasma membrane.